CAAGAAGUAGCCGGUCGUGGCUACACUUUCGGCGUGUAAUAUUUUGUCGGUAUGAUAAACAAGUGAUACACCCUGUAAAAGUUCUGUAAGUUGAGUUUUGUACCCAAAAAAAAAAAAUAAAUAAAAAGAAGUUAUAAAACAAAAGCAAAUAAGCAAAAAGUCUUAAGAAAAUAAACAAAAAAAGAAAAAGCUUAACAUACAAUAAAAGGGAAAGAAAACUGCCAAAAGAAAAAUCAAAUAUUUGGGGUUUAGUUCAGUGAAAAUUUAAAGCAAAAAUUUUUUGUACUAAAAAAAACAACAUAUGGACCAUUUAUAAUUUAAGGAUAUUUAAUUAAAAUUUUACACAUGCAUAUGUAUUGACAUAAUAAAUGUAUGUGUGCUUGUGUUUAAGGAUUAGCCCCCUCUUUAGCGAAAGAGAGUUCUAUAAGAGUAAGAGUGUUUGUGUAGGUGUGUGUGUGUGUGUGUAUGUGAGUAAAAAAAGCCAAUGUAUGUAAAUUAUAAUAACAACAAUAAAGUUUUGCAAAUGUGAAUGACAUUUAUGUCUCUGCAACUAAUACAUACACACUCAUUAAUCAAAUUUAAAUUUAAAAAAGAAAAACUUAAAAAUCAUUAUCUAGUAAAUUGUAUAAAAAUGACUAAAUUUUUGUCUGAAAUUAAUAAAUAUAGACCAAAAAAGAAACAGGAAGGGAGGAAGAAAAGUGAACUUUUUUUGUGGUACUUUUGCAAAAGCAACAACUAAUGAAAAAAAACAACAAUUUUUAUAUACUUAAGUGGAAUUUAUUAAAUAAAAUAAAAGCUAAAACUUUUGAAAUUAAAGAAAUUUAAAAAAAAUAUAUAUAAAUUUAAAACAAAUAAAAUCUCUAUAUAAAAUCACCUUAAUUAGUGACGACAAAUAAAGUGUAAACAAGUCAUGACGACGUUGUUGUUAAUGUUGCCAAGUGGUUUAUUACACCAACAACUACUGCUACAACAAUUAAGAAACUCUUUUGAUAUACAUUUACAGUUAAAUUAUAAAAGGACUAACAUGCCUAAAGACAUUUAAUAACAAAAAUGGCCGCUUCUAUAUAUGCAACCCCACCGCCUGAUUUAAGUAGCGAGGAUACAGCUUUAUCAGAUGUAUCCAAUACUUCAUCAACAACAAAUGCAAAUGCAACAACAGCAGCAACAGCAACAUUAAAACAAUUAACUAACAACAACACUAACAACAAUAUAUGUGAGGAAACUUCAACAGCGAUAACAUCAACAACAUCGUCAACACUAUCCACAAGCAACAACAAUAACAACAAUAAACAAAAACGCACAAUAUCGGAUGUUCUUAAAGACACCAGCACAAGCAGUAGUAGUAGCAGCAGCAGUAAAACCCCAAUUAACAAUAUUUCCAACACAACACAAUGCUCUUCCAAAUUGCCCACAAUGGGAAGCUCUACAAAUGCCAUCGCACAUGAUAAUGGAGACGAUGAUAAUGAGGCAGCCAAUACAAUGGCUGCUGUAGCCGCAGCUGCUAAUGCAGCCAUGCAACUACAAUUAUUAGAAGCCAUAAAUGAUGCUGCCAAAAAACGUCGCAAACAACACAAUCCCAGUCGUAUGGAUGAGGAGAGCAACAAUGCGAAUAACUCGAACACGUCUGCUCCCACGGUAGACUUUGAGGAUAAAUUAUCGAAAAUGUUUUUGCCCAAAUCGAUGGAACAGUUUAAGGAAACCUUUGAAUUGUUACAACAGCAGCAACACAUUGAAAACAUAUCAAAAACUCAGGAAUUAAAUGAUCACAAAAUGGUUGAUCAUCAACAGCAGCAGCAACAACAACAUCAACAGGCUUACAGUAAUCCAUAUCAUACCUUCUGCAAGGAGUGUGGUGAAAAUUUCGAAAAUGAAUUUAAAUUAAGUCUGCACAUGAUGCAAGAACACAAUGAGAACUCGGAGGGUUAUGCUAAUCAUCAGGGAACAACUGGAGAUAUGACUCCUUUGGAUAUAUUAGCUUCGGUUAAGGUGAAAUUGGAAAGGCCUGAGUGUGAAUCACCCUCUUCGAAUCAUAAUUCGGAUCUAGGUUCUAAUACACAUGAUCAGUCGCAGCAACAUAAUAAUGCCAACUCUGCAGGUCUCUUAACCAAUGGCAAAGAACUGCAGCAGCAACAGCAACAAUGGAUGGGUGGCCCUGCCAUGGCUCCCAUGGGUUUUCCUUUUCCUCCAGAAGCUGCUGCUGCAGCAGCUCUACAGGCGGGAGGUUAUUUGCCUCUACUAGGUGUUCCCGGCUUUCCUGGUGUUGAUGGUCUGAAUCGUCCUCCUUUAAGAAUCUUUAAUCCCGAAGCUUUUUGCGAACUGUGCAAUAAAGAGUUUUGCAAUAAAUAUUUCCUUAAAACCCACAAAGCCAACAAGCAUGGCAUCUAUGAUCCCAGCAGUGAUGGUCUCAGUAGCAGCCAGCAACAACAGCAGAAUGCCAGCAUGAAUGCCAUGAAUCAAAUGUUUCAAUUACAAAUGCAACAGCAACAUCAACACUUGCAACAGCAGCAGCAACAAAUGCAAAUGGAAUUGGCCCAGCAGAAGCUGAUGAAUGAACAGCAACGCAAGGACAGUGAAGCCUCUUCAACUCUUAACUCACCAACUACAAAAGCCACAAGCAGCAACUCGCAACAGCAGUCGAACACACAAGUUACACCACCAGCUCCAGCACCGGUAUUUUGUGAUAUUUGCUCAAAACGUUUUACCAAUGUCUUUGCCAUGCGUCGUCAUCGGGCCAAAGCUCAUGAACAAAACUCCAAUAGUAAUUCACAGCGUAACAGUCCUUCGGAAGGCUCCAGCAACUCCUUAGAAGCCACUACACCUUCUACCCAAACUCCUGAAAUAGCAACAGGCAAACAAUUCCAAAUGCCUGAAGGUUUUCGUCAAGAUUUUGUUUUGGAACAGGAGGAAGUAUCCUUUACACCCCAACCUCGCAAGCUUUCUCCCCAAUCGCAACAACAGGCCCGCGAAGCCAACUUUGCCCAUGACAAACUGAAACGUUUGGGUGUUCUCAAUCCCGAGGCUUUUUGUGAGAUCUGCUGUAAGGAAUAUUGCAAUAAAUAUUUCCUACGCACCCACAAAUGGAAACGUCAUGGCAUUUUUAUGCCUCCCGAGGAAGCGGAUAAUCCUCAAAAGCUUCCCACUUGGCCAUUCAUGAAUAUGCCUGGUAUGCCGGUUAAUUUAAUGAUGGCUCAACGCAUGAUGUCGGGAGGAGCUGAAGCAACAGUAACGGAAGAAUUGCCCCAACAGUCGAGUAAGCGCAUAAAACUAGAACAACCCGAUGAAGAUGAGGGUUUGAAGGACUCGAACAAUGAUGAAAAUCAAGAAAAUCGCAGUGAAAAUAACCAGGUCUUAAGUGUGCCCUCGACACCAGAACCCAGCAAAUUAAUGGCCGAUAGCCAAACUAUGGCUCAGAGUCCUGAGGCAGCCAUGGGUUUGCAAAAUCUACAAAAAUUACAGACCAUGAUACAACAGUUAAACGAUUUGAAUGGCAAGAGACCCAUAGCUUGUCAUUUGUGUGGUCGGGAAAUGGAAAAUCAAUAUGCUCUACAAGCCCAUAUAAUGGCCGAACAUGCAGGAGGUAUGGAGGGUGCUAUGCCACCUCUAAACUUUCCCUCCCAGCUACUAAUGCAACAACAAGCUUUGCUCAAACAGUCUCCCAAUGGUUCACCCAGUUCUUUAAUGCCCUUAAUGGGCAUUGGGGCCGGUUCUGGCGAGCUGCGCUGCACUCCGUGUGAAAGAGAGUUUACCAACCUGCCAGAAUUUCAAAAACAUAUCACUGAAGUUCAUUUGCUAACCAAUACCUCAGGAAGUCCUUUACGCGAAGGCUUUGUAACGCCCGAAAGACCGAUUAAUCCUGCUAUGGCUCAGAGCACCCGACCUCCCUACACCAUUACGCCCACCAGCAGUUACUGUGAGAUUUGCAAUAAGGAAUUGUGCAAUAAAUAUUUCAUGAAGACUCACAUGCAAAGAAUGCAUGGCAUUGAAAUCGAAAAUGGAGCCCAAAUCGGCGGAGUAGUGUGCAAUAUCUGUAACAAGGAAUUGUGCAGUAAAUAUUUCCUCAGGGUACACAAACACAAUACCCAUGGCAUUAUAGAGGAUGGAGCUCCCUUGCCACAACCCAGACAAAAUGGUUUGAAUUUGGAAACGGCUUUGCAGCAACAAAUGCUAGAGACAGAGGGUCUGAAUAGAAAUCUCAACAUGAGUCCCUUUGGCAGUGGUGGUUCAGAGGGUAAAAAUGAUUCGUACACCUCUUCCACAUAUACCGAAAUUUGUCCCAUUUGCACUAGACGUUUUCGCAAUGUCAAAUGGCUGAGAAGUCAUUUGAUUAGCGAACAUGGUCCCUCCGGCAUGGACAAGGUACGUGAGUUGGAACAGCAGUAUGGUGGCAGUUUAAGUAAACCCUCUAGCCCUACUCUGAAAGUACCUAAUGGUUCCAGUUCGGCUGGUUCUUCGAAUACACCCACUGCAGUACCCUCACCAGCUCAACUAGCUCAAGCUUUGCAAAAUCUCAAUGCCCAACAUUUGCUACAGAAUAUGCCGAAAAACAAUAUGGCUAACGCUUUUAACAAUGAACAAAAUCUACAAUCACCACAGCUGAAGGAAUAUCAAUGUUCCAUGUGUCCAUUUACCACACCCUACUAUGCAUUCCUAUUCAUACACGAACGUACACAUUCCAUAAUCAAUAAUAAUGAGCAGGAACCGGAACAGGAAGAAAAUAAUGAACAACAUUUUAAGCAAGAAAAAUUAGAGGAACCGCUACAACAAUCUCAGCACCAGGAGGAGUCAACCCAAGAAAGAAUGGAGAGUAAAUCGUUGAAAAGAAAAUCCAGUCGUGAAACUCCCCCCGAAAUAGUCGCUUUGGAUGAGGAUGAUAAUGAAGAGCUUGAAAACAAGCUACAGCAGGAACAAGUCUCUUUUGUAACCAACAAUGAACCCACUAAUCUCUCCAUGCGUACACCCUCACCCACCGAAAUUACCUCUACCACUAGCCGCGAGGAUAUGCCCAAACCUCUUAGUCCUAAAUCCCAGCUAACGCAAGAUAACUCCAUAAGUGAUAGCAAAGAUUACCAACAAACUUCAAUCUCGCCACGAGGCUUUAGAUCAGCAGCUUGCUCACCGGUUUUUUCCAACUUUCAACAACAGUUUUUACAAGAAAUCGCCCAACAAUCCGGCAAACCAGCUUCAUUUGCUGUGCCUCGUGAAGAUGAAACAUCGACUCAAAUGCAGGCAUUUGUUAUAGAGGCCGUGGCACAAGGUGGUGGUGGUGAUGAUCAUGACGAUGCUGAUGAUGUUGGUGCGGAUGUAGUAAGUAAUAGAUUUGUACCCGCUAUUGUAUAUUUACCCGUCAAAGAACGUCUAACAGGUACUAUGAAAUUAUCUUUCAAUUUGACACCUGUUUAAGCUUAUAUAUAUGUGUAUAUUUGUUGGGUUAUCUAUUUGGCGGGUCCAGCAAAUGAAAACAAAAACAGGGUUUCUCUUUUAAAAAUAUUUGAGGUAAGAGAAAGUGAGAGAGAGAGAUAAAAAUGGAAAUAGGAAGAGAGAACAACAAGAUAUUAAGGCGAAUUAGUAGUAGAAAGCUUUAAGGUGAAGGAGAGAGAGAUCUUUUUUCAUUCCAAUUUUACAGCUUUUAAACAGAAUUUAUAUAUAUACAAAAUCAAGAGAAAAGUAAGAUUUUUCUGAAAGAAAUUUCUUAGCUUUUAAGCUGAGCUUCUGAUGAAUCUGCACAAUGAAGUGAGAGUGAGUGAGAAAACUUUCUUCCAUGAAGUUUGUGAACUGAAAUUAGAGCGAAUCUGUGCAAGUUAAUGUUAGUGGCGAAUUCAGCCAAAAUAAGUGAAUUUAUUGUGUUUUUAGUUUUUAAAAUAAUCUUAUUUUACAUGAAUUCGCCUUGACUGAACUCAUAGACUAAGUCAAUUAGUUUCCUUGUAAAGUUUUUUAUUUACUCAAUUCGAAUGCAUAUAAACUGUUCUCGACUGUUCAUCUAAGGCCAGUUUGUGUUAGAGAUAGGUAAGGAGCUUUUUUGCUCUUUUGCUUUUACGCUUAAGUUCAUAGUUGUAAAAAGCUAGCUCUCUGACUGGUUUUGAUUGUUUUCUAGAAAUGUGUAAUCAUAGAUACGUGUAAAAGAAUUAGUACACGAGAGCUCAUUGCGUUUAGCUGUUGUGUAGCAACAUGCACAGCAAUUAAUUGUCAUUCUCUCUCUCUCUCUCUCUCUCUGAGACCUGUUUAUGUUACAGAUAGGUUAAGAGCUUUCUUGAUCUUUUGCUUUUACGUUUAAGUUCACACUUGUUUAGCAACAGCAUGACAAUCUGAGAGCUUUAUUUUUACUCUCUGCUGUUGUCUGCUUUAGAUCAGCGCUAGGCAUAAAAUUAAAAAUUACUUCUCUUUCCUGUGUAAGUAUGUGUGUAUGCGUUAAAGAAGCAGCACAGCAACAAGUUGAUAUCAAAGCUUUUCUUUGCCUCUAUUUGCUUGCUCUCUCACUCUCUCUCUCUCUCUCUCUUCAAACCGAAGAUUAGUAUUGCCAACUGUGUGAACAUUUAAAAAUAUUAACAACAUUUAAAGAAGCAUUUUUUAAACUCUUAAAAUCAUUUAAAAAAACGUUUUUUAAGAUUUAACAAAAAAGACUGAGUGUUGAAACAAAUUUUAUUAAAAAAAAAAUAGUUUAAAAUUUUGAAAACAAUUGGCAAUACAUUUAAAAGAGAAACCCUAUUAUUAUAAUUUAAUUUCCAAAAAAGUGAUGGUUAGAAAAGUUCCUACAUGUUGUUCUUUAAAAAAAUCUUAUAUAUAAAACAAAAAAAAAUUUUUUUAAUUCUUUUUUUUUAAACCUUAUAAAUAAGUUAAAGCAAAACAAACUUAGAAAAAAUAAAACGCUAAACAAAAUACGUAAAACAUAUUUAGAAAAAAACACAUACAUGAAACCAUAGUUGGAUAAAAAAGUAGUUAAAAAAAUAAAUAGCUACUAAUCAAAGAAAAUAGCAGGGUUCUAAACAAAAUUUAAGACAAAUUAAAACAAAAACUGCUUUGCUCAAAUAUUAAAAAUCUAAAAAAAAGAAUUUAUAGCCCAGUUAAUCAAAAACUAAACGUAUAGGCCAAAAGUGUUUUUUUUACCAAAACAAAAAUUAUAACCUUAAAAAAAGCACUUUGUAUAUAUAGAAUUUGAAUUAAAAAAAUAGGUGAACUAUAUAAAAAAACAUCAGGAAUUUCUUUAAA
This is a messenger RNA of Lucilia cuprina (Australian sheep blowfly), 7203 nucleotides long. RefSeq lists its product as uncharacterized. The transcript has 2 exons. Lineage: Eukaryota; Metazoa; Arthropoda; Insecta; Diptera; Calliphoridae. The record is from RefSeq and is a predicted model, not a curated record. Bases 1051 to 5400 code for a protein of 1449 amino acids.